AUGUCUUCAAGUAGGCCGCCGUUGGCGUCUAUCAUCCCCAAGAAAAAAACGUUAAAUCGUCUACUUUUUGACGCAGAUAGCAGACUCGCAUACAGAAAGAUCAUGCCAGUCUUGUCCAGUGUCUAUUCCCACCUCGACGAGCCAAGCAAAAUCCAGUUGCCGUCAUAUACUCAGCAUGAAGACCUUAUGGCGCUCCGGUCGAUAUUACAGAACUUGCGGUCAGUAACAAACUCCAUCAAUAAGAAUUUGGUAGACUUGGAAAAUGAGUUGGUUGAACAGGCUGCAGAACUUGGCAAUUCAGACGCCAUCGCAAUGUUAGCAUUCGAGGCUGUAUCACUGAAAGAUACUCUGAAAGAUGAUUAUGAGUAUGCGAACGAGUUGAUCCGCCAGUUGACUGAGAGUAAGCACCCCUUGGUGUUCAAGUUGGCAGGAGACUUUGCUUUCUCCAAAAAUUACCAUGAGCAAGCUGCACAAUAUUGGUUCCAAUUCUUGGAGCUCGAGGAUAAAACUAUCCUUGCCAGCCAUGUGUAUCUGAACUUGGGUGUUUACUUUUACCACUAUUCCAAGCCUCGACCAGACUUGACUAAGGCCAAGUUGUGUCUUGAAAAGGCCAUCAAGUAUGGUGAACUCGACACUCACAUUGUCAAGGCACAUUACUAUUUGGGCCAAUUGUACUCCAUAACAGAUCCAGUGUUGUCACGGUACCAUCUAGAAGUCAGUGCAUCCCGUGGUUUACAGGAGAGUUUCCCUUCGUUGGGAUUCUUGGAGCUCAAUGUUUUUGAUAACAUUCCAAAGGCACUUGAAUGGUUCAAGCUUGGUGUCGAGGCCAACUCCGAUAUUUCAUGUUUAGUGGGUCAGUUUGAUGCUCAUUUCCGUGCUCGUAAGCAUACUCUUGCAAUGAACGUUCUUUCUAAUUUGGAGAGUUUGAAAGUCAAAUUGGAUAAAGUUCUACGAAAUGGCAUGAAUAACGUUCCUGGUGCGUAUAAGGAGAUUGCAAAGUCUAAUCAUGUAUUGUUGUCGACGUUCUUCGAGACACGCAAGGAUCAAAUCCGUCAGUUGUCUAACUAA
Messenger RNA from Sungouiella intermedia, 1068 nucleotides. The record is from the annotation of a GenBank genome assembly. Lineage: Eukaryota; Fungi; Ascomycota; Pichiomycetes; Serinales; Metschnikowiaceae.